This is a messenger RNA of Geodia barretti, 2230 nucleotides long. The record is from the annotation of a GenBank genome assembly. Lineage: Eukaryota; Metazoa; Porifera; Demospongiae; Tetractinellida; Geodiidae.
AAAACACCCCGCCCACACUAUCAAGAAGGACGACAGGAUGCUACUGAGACUUCUUCGGCCCGUGCGACCAGUUUUGUGCCAGGUAUUCCACUUUACCGACUGCACUCUUUCCCCUUACUCCCUCUCCACCUCAAAACGCUAUCAAACUCUGCUGUGGCUACAAGUGGAUUCAGGAGACAGUCAACUGUAACCAGCGCUCGAUUCACUCUAAACAGCGAUGUUUACAAGCUCCACGAGGGAACGACAGGGGCUUCCCUCGGCUCUGGACCCCCGCUGGAGGGAGAGAUAACGAGGGAGGAAAUGACAGGGAUGUACUCUCUCAUGGCCGCCAUCAGAGAGCUGGAGACGAAGGCCGGGGACUUGUACCUGGAGAAGAUCAUACGUGGGUUCUUGCAUCGCUGCAACGGACAGGAGGCAAGUAUUGUAGGUUUGGAGUCCGCCCUGACCCCGGGUGACGAGCUAAUCACUGCCUAUCGUUGCCACGGCUACACCCACACUAGGGGAGUGAGCGUCAAGGAGAUUAUGGCAGAGCUAGCUGGGAAGGCUACCGGGUGUUCCAAGGGCAAAGGAGGAUCCAUGCACUUGUACGGACCUCACUACUACGGAGGAAACGGCAUUGUCGGAGCUCAGGUUCCACUGGGUGCCGGCAUAGCCUUCACCAACAAGUACAAUGAGACUGGUAAAAUCUGCGUCACACUCUACGGGGACGGAGCUGCCAACCAGGGCCAGGUGUUCGAGGCGUACAACAUGGCCGCCCUCUGGAAGCUUCCCUGUCUGUUUGUGUGUGAGAACAACCUCUACGGAAUGGGUACAUCGUCCACCAGAUCCUCCGCAUGUCCAGAGUACUACACUCGUGGACACUACAUCCCUGGAAUAUGGGUGCGUCGUAAUAAUGUCGGUUGAUGGUCAGAAUGUGCUGGCUGUAAGAACUGCCACCCAGUGGUGUGCCGACUACAUUAGAGCUGGAAACGGGCCGCUGGUGAUGGAGCAGUUCACCUACCGCUACUAUGGCCACAGUAUGAGUGACCCUGGGAAAAGCUAUCGUUCGGCGACAGAAGUGAAGGGAGUUCGCGAGACGAGAGAUCCUCUAAAGAAAUGCGAGGAGUUGGCUCUGGAGCUCAACCUCAUGACCAGCGACGAAAUCAAGGCGAUAAAGAAAGACGCGGCAAAGACAGCGGAGGAAGCGGUGGAGUUUGCUCACUCCAGUCCCCACCCGCCUCCUGCCGACCUGUACGCACACAUCUGGUGGAGCAGAACGAAGUAGUGCGAGGCUGCGACCCUUUCACCAGCAGUCACAGCAGCUAGCUAUACGCUGACAGACAAACAGCACCAUUUAUUCCUCUCUAGAUAAAACUGACAGAAUUAUUUCUUGAUCUAUAUUAUAUAACACACACAGUCAUCUCUUGGUGCACGGAAAAUAAUAUUGUAGUGCCAUCAUUGUGAAUAAUAUUUAUUUUCGUCAUACAUACGUUGUCAUAUUCUAGCUUAUAACUUUUACUGAAGUGCCUGACAGUUGCAAAAGCUGUUGUUCUAACGCAGCACAGCUAGGCACACGAAAUAGUCUUAUUCAAGUUAUGCAAGAAUGAUAGGUUAAAAUGGUGGACUUCAUCACACACAACACAUAUACACGUUACAGUUUGCCUGAUGACAAAGCCUGUAGGGAAUGGGUAUGUGUGUACAUAACUAAAUGGCGAGUCCAUAGACUACCACAACACAGUACAUAGUCUUGUUCUCCCAUCUGAUUGUACAGCUUCCUUCUGUGGAGUUGUCCCAGUAACAGGAGCUAGCAGUGUGCAGCCCAGCACCUGUCUUCUGCAUUAUGAUACAGUUGACAAUAUACUUGAACGGUUUCCCAAGCUUGGUGAGGUUGUUGAGGCAUUGCUCCACUACCCCCGAGGUCCACUGGUUUACCUUGUUGUUCUGGUACGACGCCGCCCCUAGUAUGUUCUCAACCGACUAGAAAAAACAAACUUAGUCUAGAGGUGCGCUUUAUUUAGAACGUGGUAUUUCGAAUUCCCGUUUGCGUUUGCUUUCAUGUACACGCUCACACACAGUCGUACAUACCUCUUGUAUGAUCUGCUUCACUUCUUCAAUGACGAAUGUAGUCUCUUCUGUUCCUUCCCCUUCUUCCAUGAUCGUGUCUUUCCCUCUGUGUGAUCGCUGUUGUCUGUUCUAGAAAGGCAACCGCAGAAUUCCACAGUGGACCUCCUUUGGGGCGGUUUCCACGUAA